UAUCACCGUUGUUAUGUGUGCGGCAAGACGUUGUCUACGGAAAACUAUAAGACAGUGGAGAGAGGAGAAGUUGGAAUGGUAAGAUUCAGGAAUGAGUAACUCAAACAGGAUGGAAGAAGUACACUGAACAACAGCAAUGCAGAAGACUCCCGAGAUGCAAGACGAGCGCACAGAGUACGCGCUUGGAAGUCUCCUGUUAAGUGAAUACAACGCGAGCUUCAUGGUCAACAGGACUAAUCUUUCAUGGAGUGACUUUCAGGAUCUCGCCGAUUUGGAUAAACCCGAGGGAGAUGGAUCUGCGGUCCUUAGAAUAAUGAUCUCUGUCAUUUACUCGGUUGUGUGCGCACUGGGUUUAAUCGGAAACAUCCUUGUCCUCUAUCUCAUGAAAUCAAAACAAGCAUGGAAGAAGUCUUGCAUCAACCUCUUUGUGACCAGUUUGGCGGUCACUGACUUUCAGUUUGUUUUGACGCUUCCUUUUUGGGCUGUGGAGAACGCCAUGGAUUUCACUUGGCUAUUUGGGAAGGCUAUGUGUAAGAUAGUGUCUUAUGUCACGGCUACGAACAUGUACGCCAGCGUGUUUUUCCUCACGGCUAUGAGCUUCGCGAGAUACUGCUCCGUGGCUUCGGCGUUAAAAAGUAGGAGGCGCCGGUUGCGUUUCUCCGCGCAAUGGAUGACUAUCAUCAUCUGGAUAGCAGCGGUCGGUGCCGCUCUGCCAAACGCCAUAUUUUCAACGACCGCCACGGUAUCCAACGAGGAACUGUGUCUGGUGAAAUUUCCCGACAGGAGCGGAGACGCGCAAUUUUGGCUAGGUUUAUACCACGCGCAAAAAGUACUUCUGGGGUUCAUCAUUCCGCUCGGAAUAAUCACGAUCUGUUACCUGCUCCUCUUGCGCUUCAUAACUAACAAAAAUGUGAACACCUCCAGCGCUAAGAGGCGAUCCAAAGUGACCAAAUCAGUGACUAUUGUCGUUUUGUCUUUUUUCCUGUGCUGGCUGCCGAAUCAGGCGUUAACCGCGUGGGGUAUCUUAAUAAAACUCAAUGUAGUGCACUUCAGUUACGAGUACUACACCACACAGGUGUAUAUUUUUCCAGUCACAGUCUGUUUGGCACAUUCAAACAGCUGUCUCAAUCCUAUUCUGUACUGUUUGAUGAGAAGGGAAUUCAGAAAGGCGUUGAAAAAGCUGUUUUGGCAAAUUACAUCGCCUUCUGUGACGAACAUGAGACCGUUUACAGCCUCCACAAAGCCCGAGCAGGAUGAACACGGUCCCGCGCUGGUUCCUCGCAGUCCCGCGGAGCCCGCGCUCGUUUUCUAUCCCCCGGGAACGGUCAUCUAUAACGGCAGAAACGACCUUCUGCCUAACAGCACAUAAGGAGAAGUUAUGUUGAGUAAGUUUUCAGACUCAAACAAAAUGGCAAAUAAGUUAAUUAAUU
Molecule: messenger RNA, 1430 nt
Organism: Rhinichthys klamathensis goyatoka
Lineage: Eukaryota; Metazoa; Chordata; Actinopteri; Cypriniformes; Leuciscidae
Gene: rxfp3
Product: relaxin family peptide receptor 3
Biological process (GO): G protein-coupled receptor signaling pathway; immune response
Cellular component (GO): membrane
Molecular function (GO): G protein-coupled receptor activity
Source: RefSeq, a predicted model, not a curated record